Molecule: messenger RNA, 2458 nt
Organism: Aphidius gifuensis
Lineage: Eukaryota; Metazoa; Arthropoda; Insecta; Hymenoptera; Braconidae
Product: SET and MYND domain-containing protein 4-like
Exons: 4
Coding region: 27-1856 (609 amino acids)
Molecular function (GO): protein binding
Source: RefSeq, a predicted model, not a curated record
AUCCUAAUAAUUUAUCUCGUGAUACUAUGAUGAUUGCCAGAAAACAAUUUUCACAAAAAAAAACAUUAAAAGAUCAAUUUGAGGUGGUAUGGGAAUCGACAGCUCCAUAUAUUGACAUAAAUCGUGAUAAAAUUAAUAAUAAAACAGUUGGUCAGUCAAUGAUCUGGAGGGAAAUUGGUAACAAAGAAUAUACUACUGCAAAAAAUAAAGAUUAUUUACGCAAAUCAAUUGAAGCAUACACCAAGAGUAUUGCAUUUGCACCAGUUGGAUCCACUGAAUUGUCAUUGGCUUAUGCAAAUCGUUCAGCUGUAUUAUUCAAAGCAAGACUCUAUCAAGAUUGUCUUGUUGAUAUUGAACGUGCAUUGAAGGCAGGCUAUCCAGAUAAAUUGAAAACAAAAUUAUUUUUACGUCAAUCAUUGUGUUUCAAAGCAUUGAAACUAAGCUCACAUAUUGAGACAGGUAUUUCAAUGGCCAGUGCAAUGCAAUGGCUUCCUGACUUGAAAAAAUAUAAUCCAACAUACGACAUCAACAAAGAGUAUCCAAAGAUGAUCAAGGAACUUAAAGAACCACGUGAAAUUGUUAGAUAUUCACCAGAAAUAAAAAAUGAUAAUGCAAUAAUAGUUGGUGGAUCUGAUGCAAUUGAAUUGAAACAAACUGAAGAAAAUGAUCAACACAUUGUUGCAACAAGAGACAUCAAAUCUGGUGAAUUUAUUUACAUUUCUGAGCCAUUUGCAGCUACUGUUAGUGAUGAAUUACGUUUUACUAAUUGUUGGCAUUGUUGUCGUCAAACUUGGACUGGUGUACCAUGUGAUAAUUGUCCAAACAUCAUAUAUUGUUCGGACGAGUGUAAAAAAAAAGCAUGGGAUAGUUAUCAUAAUAUUGAAUGUUUAAUACUGGAAGAAAUUUUAAAAUGUAACCAUCUAGAUUCAGCAAAAUUAAUGGCAGUAAAAAUGAUUCUAAAGGCACUAAAUUUAGCAGGUGAUUUGAAAGAAUUAAAAAAAAUGAUUGACAAUAUUGACUCGGAUAAAAAUAAAGAUUUUAUCAUUACCAAAGGUAUUCUUGAUGUUAAUAGUAUUGAUAAUUUUCAUCGUCUUGAUUAUCCCAUAAAUACAUCAAAUGAUUUCAAAUUCGAAUUAACAUUACUUGCUGUACGGAUUGUUAAAAUUUUUAGUCAAAAUACGAAUAUACUUGAUCAACAAAUGACAAAUAAAAAUUUGAUUAAGAAUAAAGAAACAUUAAUUUUGGGAGAAUUAAUGUUGCGAUAUUUGAUGAUGGCUUAUCGCAAUGGUCAUUUGUUUGUUGAUGAUCAUAACAUAACACUUGGUGAUCAUGCUAGGUCACAUGUCGUGUUACCAAUUUGUAAGAUAUUAAAAACAAGCUGUGAUUCAAAUAUCGAUUGGGUUUACUUGGGUUCAAACGUUGGAUUUUAUGCCGGUAAACCAAUUAAGCAAGGAGAACCAAUACUUCAUAGUAUGUUUGGACAGUAUAGUGCAUUGUCAAAAGAUAAACGACAUUUAGCAUCAGGAAUGUUUACUGAUGAUCCUGUACCAUGCAAAUGUACAGCAUGCAUUGAAAAUUGGCCAACCCUAGAUUAUCUUCCAUCUCAUCAGCGUAUGAUGUUGCCAGCAAGUAUAAAGAGAGAAUUAAAUUAUAUGACACUUAAGAUGAAAGAGUGGGAAGAACGCAUUGGUAACGGAGAUACUAGAGAAUUAAUGACAAUGAAGGAUACUUUGAAUAGUAUGAAUGAUAAAUAUCAUCAAUACAUCACUGUUCCUUGUCGGGAAGUAUCAAUAUUGUAUUUACUAAUUAGAGCCGUAUAUAGUCGUCUACAUCCAGUUUAUAAUGUUUUUGAGUAAUUGUUUCUCAACAAAAAAAUACAGAUACAUUUUCCAUAUAAUCAACAAGAUAAAUGAAAAAUCAACAUUAGUUAAAUGCUUUUGUUGGUAUAUUUUUUAUCGUUUAAAUUUAAAUCAUUCAAAUCAUCAAGAAAUUAAUAACUUUAAUAUGUUCUAAAUUUUUUAAAAUAUCUUGGAGAUUAUUUUAUUUACAUGUUCUAAAAUUUAUCGCUUGUAUAAAUUUAACAGCUUAUUGAAUUCUUGGUAUUUUUACAUUUAUAAAAUUUUUGUUUGGUCUUGGAUUAUUCAUUUGUACUUGUUUUUCUAUUUGAUUUAAUUUAAUCAAAAAAUACAAUAAUAAGUGUCAACAUGUAAUAAAAUUAAAAAACAAUUUAAUAAAUAAUUGAAAGUGUAUAUUAUUUUAAAUUAGUUAUAUUUAUAUUUAAAUGAUUAAUCAAAUAUAUAUUUUUUUAAUUAUUAGAAAAUUAGACAAGUUUUUUUUUUACAGGAUGGCAAAUAAUGAUGGUCUAAUUAGUCGAAAUUCUUUUUUUCAUUGUUGAAUUUCUAGUUGAACAAAAUGUAAUAUUAUUUGAAAACUUGAAUAAAAAAUAAUCAUUAUAUAA